AUGCCGCCGUUCCGGAGGUCAAUAUUCGCCGCCCUCUGCCUCAUUGCAUUCGUCGUUUUCCUCCGCCAUUCAAGUCGAUCCCCCGAUGUCCCCGACGCGCGUGGAUACAGACCCGUACAAGAGAUAUUUGCCGAAGAAAAGGAUGCGGCUGCUGAGGCUCAGCGCAGGAAAUCCGGUGCUCGGGGACAAAUUCCCCUCGGCGCGACGCCGGCUGCGCCGCUGCGUGAGCGUCUUCGCUUCCAGUUUCCCUAUGAUAUGAAGAAAAGGUUCCCCGCAUUUAUUUGGCAGACGUGGAAGUAUGAUCCUUCGUCUUCGUCGUUUGGGGACGAGUUUCGCGACCCAGAGGCUAGUUGGACGGAGCUGAACCCUGGAUUCCAGCAUGAGGUUAUCCCCGAUGAUACGCAGCGUCAUCUCAUCCAGUACCUUUAUGGGUCGGUACCCGAUGUCUUCGAGGCUUACGAUUCUCUCCCCAUGGCUGUGUUGAAAGCAGACUUCUUCCGGUACUUGGUUCUUCUCGCUCGUGGUGGAAUCUACAGCGACAUCGACACCACAGCAUUGAAGCCAGCGGGUUCCUGGCUUCCCGAGGAACUUGACCGGUCCACGAUCGGAUUUAUUGUUGGCAUUGAAGCCGACCCCAACCGCCCGGAUUGGCAUGAUUGGUAUUCCCGUCGGAUUCAAUUCUGUCAAUGGACCAUUGUUUCGAAGCCCGGACAUCCCAUUCUGCGGGAUAUGGUCGCACACGUUACUGAGGAGACCUUGCGCAUGAAGAAAGCAGGCAUUCUCAAGAUGGGUGACAUGGAUAAGACCGUGAUGGAGUUCACAGGUCCGGGCGCUUGGACCGAUUCGGUCUUCCGCUAUUUCAAUAACCCCGAAUACUUCAACAUUCAGCCAGGCGACAAGAACAUUACAUACGAGGAUUUCACUGAUCAAACGGCUGAGAAGAAGGUCGGUGAUGUGAUCGUUUUGCCUAUAACUAGCUUCAGUCCUGGUGUUGGACAAAUGGGAGCUCGUGAUGUCGAUGAUCCCAUGGCUUUCGUGAAGCACAACUUUGACGGUACGGUUUAA
Penicillium angulare is the source of this 1065-nucleotide messenger RNA. RefSeq names its product glycosyltransferase family 32 protein. The transcript has a single exon. Lineage: Eukaryota; Fungi; Ascomycota; Eurotiomycetes; Eurotiales; Aspergillaceae. Gene Ontology annotation, biological process: protein N-linked glycosylation. The record is from RefSeq and is a predicted model, not a curated record. Gene Ontology annotation, cellular component: mannan polymerase complex. The coding region runs from base 1 to 1065 and encodes 354 amino acids. Gene Ontology annotation, molecular function: alpha-1,6-mannosyltransferase activity.